AUGCAAAAUCCAUUUAACGUACAAUUGCAUGGCUCUUGUGACGCCAGUGAGAAGGCCUACGGGGCAUGCAUUUACAUUCGUUCGACUGAUAACCAAGGUGUACACCACAUUUCACUUAUUUGCUCUAAAUCACGAGUUGCGCCUUUGAAGCAAAUUACCCUCCCAAAACUCGAGUUGUGCGCAGCUACUCUGUUAGUCAAUCUCUGUCAAAGUACCUCUCAAUCAUUAAAAAUUCAAAUUGAUAAAACAUAUUUCUGGUCAGAUUCAACAAUCACACUACACUGGAUUAAUACUCCAUCUCACACUUUAAAAACAUUUGUAGCUAACCGCGUAGCGGAGAUUCAAACUCAUUCAAAUCCAUGUGAUUGGAAACACGUCCCAACACAUGAUAAUCCAGCAGAUUUAGUUUCUCGCGGAAAAACAGCUCAUGAAUUUCUCAAUGCUGAUAUUUGGCAGCGUGGGCCAAGUUGGCUUUCUCAAAAUGACGAUAAAUGGCCUCAAUUGAAACUUCACCCGGGUGAAGUUUCUGAGCUUAGAAAAAUUCCAGAGGUCGUCUCUUUCAAACUAGCAAUUCAAGAUUUAAGCAUUUUAGAAAAAUACUCAUCACUCAAAACACUCAAGGGCGUACUCGCAUAUUGCUUAAGAUUUAUUCACAAUUCACGAAAUAAAAACAGAAUUACAGGCCCUUUAUCCCAAGCUGAACUUGAAACUUCCGAGCUUAAAAUCAUUCAGUUAACACAAUCGUAUACAUUUUCAAAGGAAAUUUGCGAUCUUUCACACAACAAACAAGUAGAUAAAAAAAGUGGUUUUCUUUCUUUAAAUCCAUUUCUGGACCAAGGAAUUCUCAAGGUCGGAGGGAGGCUCGAAUACGCUCAAAUUUCCGAAAAUCAAAAACACCCGAUUGUCCUUCCAAAAAAUCACCACAUUACGAGACUGAUAAUUCGCGAAGAACAUGUCCAAAAAAUGCAUGCAGGUACUCAAACUACCUUGUAUGGAGUCCGCGAGAAAUAUUGGCCAAUUGAUGGUCGAAAUGUUACACGACACAUCAUUCGCCAGUGCGUAACAUGUUUCCGAGUUAAACCCCGGGGUGUCGAAUACCUCCCGAAAAAUAGAUUGCAAUCUAAUCGACCAUUUUUGAAUAUAGGUGUCGAUUUUUGUGGACCAUUUUUUAUCAAAGAAAAACGCCACCGUAAUCGCAAUAAGGUAAAGGCUUACGUCGCCGUGUUCAUUUGCUUCGCAACAAAAGCCGUUCAUUUAGAAUUAGUCGGCGAUCUAAUUACAGAAUCAUUUAUCGGUUGCUUAAAAAGAUUUUUCUCACGUCGUGGAAAAUCACAGAAUAUUUAUUCUGACCCCCUGAUCCUAAUGAUCUGCUCCCUUUGA
Molecule: messenger RNA, 1380 nt
Organism: Belonocnema kinseyi
Lineage: Eukaryota; Metazoa; Arthropoda; Insecta; Hymenoptera; Cynipidae
Exons: 1
Coding region: 1-1380 (459 amino acids)
Molecular function (GO): nucleic acid binding
Source: RefSeq, a predicted model, not a curated record